GCACUGAAAAUUACUUGUACAGUUGUACUCAUGGCUUCUACUAUCUUUCAAGCAUUCUCAAGCUUAAUCUUCCUCUUCACAGUGCUUAUUCUCCCUGUAUUCUCUACCAAUCAAUCACCCUUUGGGUUCCUCGAGAAUAUGCAAGGUUCCCACAAGGGUGAUCAAGUUGAAGGCCUCUAUGAGCUGAAGCAAUAUCUAAACAAAUUCGGUUAUCUAAACAUUCAAAACCUCCAAUCCACCAGUGUCGAAAAAGAUGACCGUUUCGACGACCUCCUCGAGGCCGCCAUCAAAACCUACCAACUCAAUUACCACCUCAACCCAACCGGAGCCCUGGACUCCUCAACAGUCUCCACCAUGAUGUUACCUCGAUGCGGCGUCUCCGAUAUCAUGAUCGAUGGAACCUCCCGAAUGCGAGCAGGCCAAAAGAAGAUGAACCAUCCUCGAAAGUCCAUGCAUGCAGUCUCGCAUUACCAAUUCUUCAGCGGCUCACCAAAAUGGCCACUCGACAAAGCCAAUCUAACAUACCUAUUCAACGCCAACACUUCUUCGAAUGCCACGAGCGCGAUUGCGCGGGCUUUCGAUAAAUGGGCUGCUUCCACGCAUUUCACAUUUACACAAAUAUUUCUUGAUAAUUCAACCGUGUUGCCUAACGUGACAGCUGAUAUUAGAAUCGGGUUUUACAGCAAGGAUCAUGGAGACGGGUAUCCUUUCGAUGGGCCUUACGGAGUCCUAGCCCAUGCCUCGGCGCCAACUAGUGGAAGCUUUCAUCUUGAUGCGGAUGAGCCGUGGUCGAUUGGUCCAGUUGCGGAUCAUAUUGACUUGGAGACGGUGGCUCUGCACGAGAUAGGGCACCUUCUAGGGCUGGAACAUAGCUCGGUUGCGGAGGCUAUAAUGUUCCCCUCGGUUUCGGAUGGAGUGGCUAAGGAGUUGCAUGGUGACGAUGUUCAGGGAAUAAAAGACUUGUACAAUAAACCCUGAAAAUUAUCUUACAAAGCACAUGCCCUCAUAUUUUUUUUUAUUAUUUCAAAUCAUUAUAUGAUUUAUAUAAUAUGGAAAUCAUUGUGUAUUCAAUAUAAAAUACAAUUAUGUA
Molecule: messenger RNA, 1090 nt
Organism: Daucus carota subsp. sativus
Lineage: Eukaryota; Viridiplantae; Streptophyta; Magnoliopsida; Apiales; Apiaceae
Product: metalloendoproteinase 2-MMP
Exons: 1
Coding region: 31-978 (315 amino acids)
Biological process (GO): collagen catabolic process; proteolysis; extracellular matrix organization
Cellular component (GO): extracellular matrix
Molecular function (GO): metalloendopeptidase activity; zinc ion binding
Source: RefSeq, a predicted model, not a curated record